Messenger RNA from Hippopotamus amphibius kiboko, 2379 nucleotides. Its product is annotated as adhesion G protein-coupled receptor E2-like. The transcript has 19 exons. Bases 28 to 2379 code for a protein of 783 amino acids. Gene Ontology annotation, molecular function: G protein-coupled receptor activity; calcium ion binding. The record is from RefSeq and is a predicted model, not a curated record. NCBI's taxonomy places the organism in Eukaryota, Metazoa, Chordata, Mammalia, Artiodactyla, Hippopotamidae. Gene Ontology annotation, cellular component: membrane. Gene Ontology annotation, biological process: adenylate cyclase-activating G protein-coupled receptor signaling pathway; cell surface receptor signaling pathway.
GUGGCUGGGCUUUUUUGGCUCUGCACCAUGAGAAACGAAUAUUUAAGUUUGCUGCCAGGACUCUUGGUGCUGCUGCUGUUGCUGAUGGGACUUGCAGCCCAAAAGAGUAAACCCUGUGCUCGGUGGUGCCCUGCGAACUCCUCAUGUGUCAAUGGUACUGCCUGCCGCUGCGCUCCGGGAUUCAGUUCUUCAUCUGGGGAGAUCUUCACCAACCCCUUGGAGAGUUGUGAUGACAUCAAUGAGUGUGGACCACCCUUACUAGUGUCCUGUGGAAAAUUUGCAGACUGCCAGAACACGGAAGGGGAUUACCACUGCACGUGCAUGAAAGGAUUGGUGCUUAUUUCUGGGGGAAAAACAUUUAGGAUUGCAAGGGAGAACACAUGUCGAGAUGUGAAUGAAUGUGCCUCGAGGAGAAACCCAUGCCACAGCUCCACCCACUGCUUCAACCUCGUGGGCACCUAUGAGUGCCGCUGCCGCCCUGGCUGGAAGCCGAUUCCUGGGUCCCCGAACGGCCCAAACAACACCGUCUGCGAAGAUGUGGACGAGUGCAGCUCCGGGCAGCAUCAGUGUCACAACUCCACCUUCUGUGUCAACACUGUGGAUUCAUACACCUGCGACUGCCGCCAAGGCUGGGUGCCCAAAUCCGGAUUCCGGAAUGAGCAAAACACCACCAUCUGCGAAGCCCCUGCAGAGAUCUUCCCCACCUGGACCGCACCCCCUGGAAUCAAAAGCCAGAGGCUCUCUCACUUCUUUAACAAAAUCCACGAUCUGGGCAGAAACUUCAGUUCAGCCCUUGUCCAGGGCACUAUCCAGGACCUCGUACAGGAGCUGGGUGAUCUGCUGGAGACCCCUGGGGACCUGGAAACCCUGCCCCACUCAGAGCAGCACUUUGUGGCCACUAGCCUGCUCUUUGGCCUGGAGAAUGUCCUGAGAGGGCUUAGCAAGGCCCUGCCCAAUGGACCACUGACUUUCAGUUCAUCUGCAGGCACAGAACUGUCACUGGAGGUGCAGAAGCAAGGAUGCAGGAAUAUCACCUUUAUUCAGAAUCAGACAAAGAUGAUGCUGACCUGGGAUACAGUGCAUGAUUCUGGUGACUCAGGCCCUACUGUGGUGGGCCUUCUGUCCACUCCAGGGAUGAGUAAGUUUCUGGCUGAGGGCCCCCUGAUCCUGAAUACUGAGCAACAGGCAGUUCUGCAUGAGACACCCCAGGGCAUGAUGCAGGAAGUCUCGCCUGUCCUGCUGUCAGAUGUUGUAUCUGCCUUCAUCAGCAACAAGGACACCCAGAACCUCAGGUCCUCAGUGACCUUUGUCUUCCAGCAUUCACUUAUCCCUGAGCCAAGGAAGAAGGUAUACUGUGUCUUCUGGGAGCAUGGCCAGAAUGGAAGUGGUCAUUGGGCCACCAGAGGCUGCAGGAUGGUGGGAACCAUACACAACAGCACCACCUGCCAGUGCACCCAUCUCAGCAUCUUUGCCGUCCUCAUGGCCCACGACGAUGUGCAGGAGAAGGAUCCUGCACUGACAAUGAUCACCUACGUGGGGCUGAGCCUCUCUCUGCUGUGCCUCUUCCUGGCGGCCCUCACCUUCCUGCUGUGCAAAGCCAUCCAGAACACCAGCACUUCCCUCCACCUGCAGCUCUCGCUCUGCCUCUUCCUGGCUCACCUGCUCUUCCUAACAGCCAUCGACAGAACUGAGAUCAAGGUGCUGUGUGCCAUCAUCGCAGGUGCCUUACACUACCUCUACCUGGCCUCCUUCACCUGGAUGCUGCUGGAGGGCCUGCACCUCUUCCUCACUGCACGCAACCUGAUGGUGGUCAACUACUCCAGUGUCAACAGGUUCACGAAGAAGCUCAUGUUCCCAGUGGGCUAUGGAGUCCCAGCUGUGAUUGUGGUCAUUUCUGCAGCAUCCAGGCCCCAUCUUUAUGGAACACCGACCAGCUGCUGGCUCCAACGAGAAAAGGGAUUUAAAUGGGGUUUCCUUGGACCAGUCUGUGCUAUCAUCUCUGUCAAUUUAACUUUCUUUCUGAUGACCCUCUGGAUUUUGAAAAGCAAACUCUCUUCCCUCAACAGUGAUGUGUCCACCCUCCAGAACACCAGAAUGCUGACAUUUAAAGCCACAGCUCAGCUGUUCAUCUUGGGAUGCACGUGGUGUCUGGGAAUCCUGCAGGUGGGAUGGGCUACCGAUAUCAUGGCCUAUCUCUUCACCAUCAUCAACAGCCUGCAGGGUGUCUUCAUCUUCCUGGUGUACUGCCUCCUCAGCCAGCAGGUCCGGGAGCAAUACAGGAAAUGGUUCAAAGGGAUCAAGAAAAUCGGAGCCGUAUCUGAGAAGUACACGCUGUCUAGCAGGGCCAUGUCGGAUGCCUGCAAAGACAGUGAGAUCUGA